AUGAUCAUGGUGCGCGGUCUUCAAGCCUUUGCUCUCGCCAGCGUCGUCCUGGCACAGUCCAACGACACGGACGACGAGAAUGCUUAUCCUUCGAACCCCUACCUCCGUUACCGCCCAGACUUCUCGCGCUCCCUCCCCACUCAGAUCCUCGUCACGACCGUAACCCUCACGCUUCUGGGCGUGCUCGCCGUCCAACUCGCAUUUACUGCUCAAUAUCACUGGAAGCUUGCGCGCACCAACUUUGUUCUCCAGGCUGCCGCUUUGGUGGCGCUUCUCGCGGGAAGCAUCGCGAGUUUGAUGACCAUCGUGGAAGCUUGUAUUGCGCAAAGCAAGGAAUGGCCAUACAUGCUCAACUACAUUGCGGUCGACCUGCCACCCCUCACUCUACAAACUUUGAAGAACGGAACAUGGUCACAAUCCAGUGUCACCGGAUGGCAGCUGGUAAGCGCCCUAUGGGGCGUCCUCAUCCAGAUGACGCAUAUCCAGUUUCUGACGCUAAUGUACCCCUCACGACUCGAAGCCAGCCUGAUCUUUGUCCUCUUGGGACCGCUUUCGCUCGUCGCUGCAGUCAUGCAGAUCGCUACGAUCAAGCUAGAUGGAAGUGCUGAGCGCUUUGCCGAAGCCGUACGGAAUGUCUGCAAUGCUUCGCUUUCGCUCAUAUUCCUCCUCGCGCUCGUCCUAUGGGGAUUCUUCGUCAAUCGCAAACAAGCAUGGCGUACGGAUGGUGGCACGGCGGCGUUUGGCGGCGGGGCACUCUUCCUAGCCUUGGCGUCGUGCGCGUUGACGUUCGUCUACAUCCCAUCGGCGGAGCAAUACGACUGGAUGCCACCGCUCACGGGCGCAGUGAUGUUAUGGCAGAGCUUCCUAGGGUGGUGGUGGUGGGUUGGCGCCGGCAUGGGUGUUGGAGAAGUGGAAGAUUUCCUGCGACGCGAGGAGAAGCGUAGGAGACGCCGACAACAACGGGAUGAGAAACGCCGAGAGCAGAAGGAGAAGGCGCGGGAGCUAUGGAGCAAUGCGACGAGCAGGCUCAGCGCCCGGAGACGGAGACGUGCGAGUAGCGGGACGAGCGAGGAGAUCGAGGACGACAGCUUGCCCCCGAGCGUCAUUCCCGUUGUGCCAACGUUGAGCUCAUCAUCGAACGCGUCGUCAACGGGCAGCACCUCUUCGACGCAACAAAGCCCGCCGACAACUCUUACUGGGCGCGUGUUGGCGAUGUUCCGUUCGAGCUUCGCGUACAUCCGUCAUUCGCACAUGACUGCGGCACAAGCGCGCGUGCGGGAACAAGCGGGCCGAUUGGCCGACGCGUAUGGCUCAGAAGAACCACAGAAUGGUGUGCAUGGCUGGGGGCUGGGCCAUUAUGGUGUGCGGGAGAGGGUGCGCUUGGGCCGGGAUGUGCGCAACGCAAGAGAGCGGAGAGAUGCUGAGGAAGAUGUUGAGGAUGAGCGGGAGGAGAAAGAGCGAGCGAGGAGAGGCGCGGGCAGCGGCAUGUGGUGGUGGGAGCCACUCAGGAGAUGGAGGCUGCAGGACUCUACGACAUAUUAG
Messenger RNA from Peniophora sp. CBMAI 1063, 1542 nucleotides. The record is from the annotation of a GenBank genome assembly. NCBI's taxonomy places the organism in Eukaryota, Fungi, Basidiomycota, Agaricomycetes, Russulales, Peniophoraceae.